Pelobates fuscus (common spadefoot toad) is the source of this 9428-nucleotide messenger RNA. RefSeq names its product collagen type VII alpha 1 chain (gene COL7A1). The coding region runs from base 299 to 9175 and encodes 2958 amino acids. Gene Ontology annotation, cellular component: basement membrane. Gene Ontology annotation, biological process: extracellular matrix organization. The transcript has 116 exons. The record is from RefSeq and is a predicted model, not a curated record. NCBI's taxonomy places the organism in Eukaryota, Metazoa, Chordata, Amphibia, Anura, Pelobatidae. Gene Ontology annotation, molecular function: protein binding; extracellular matrix structural constituent conferring tensile strength.
AGAAAAAAAUCUGGGAGAGAGAGAGAGAAAGAGAGACGUUCAGAAAGAAGAAGCAGAGGAGAGGGGGAAAUCUUGAAAUAAAUCUUCCAAAAGGAAUAUCUUCUAUAACUUUCUGUCUUAGUUCUUGUAGAAAAUCAUGUAUCCUCCCCCGUACUGAAACUGAUUCCAUAAAAGAGAAAGAACUUUGAGCAAUACAACAGGAGCCCAAGACUUGUUAGAACAGGAGUGUCUGGCUUAACUUUCCAGAAUCCAAAAAAGAAACCCUUUGGAUUAUGCUUGUAAGGCAAAGACUCAGAAGAUGAGGGGGUUCGCUGCCCUAUAUGUGGCAUUACAUUCCUUGUUUUUUUUUCAUGGAAGUUCAGCGCAGGAGCAAGCUAGGUGUGAAAAUAUCUAUGAUUCAGAUAUUGUAUUUGUCGUCGAUGGAUCCUCUAGCAUCGGAAGGGCGAAUUUCCGGAUGAUAAAGUCCUUUAUGGAAGGACUCGUUAUUCCUUUUGUAAAUGUAGUAAGUGAAGAAGGUGUCCGUUUUGGAGUGAUUCAAUACAGCGAUGAUCCCAGAACAGAAUUUACAUUUUCCCGUUACCGCAAUGGGACAGAGUUAAUUCAAGCUAUCAGAAACCUCAGCUACAAAGGUGGAAACACAAGAACUGGUGCUGGACUUAGAUAUGCUUCGGACAAUUUCUAUGGACCAAACACCAUCCGGGAUGUUCCAAAGGUGGCAAUUUUGAUAACAGAUGGCAAAUCACAGGAUGAAGUUGACCAGGCAUCGCAGAAAUUAAAAACUCAAGGAGUCAAAGUAUUUGCUGUGGGUAUAAAGAACGCAGAUAGUCGGGAGCUGACCCGUGUGUCAUCCACGCCAACUGAGGAUUUUUUCUUUUAUGUAAAUGACUUUAAAAUUCUUGGCACUCUUCUCCCCCUGGUGUCUCGGAAAGUUUGUGUCAGCACAGGUGGUGUCUAUACAGAUGACUCGACCACUUACACAGGACCUUCCAACUUGGUCUUCUUUGAACAAACAGCAGGCUCCUUAAGGAUACGGUGGAAUGCAGCAACUGGGCCCGUCACCAGCUAUAAAGUCCUUUACAUUCCUCUAACAGGUUUAGGACAGCUGAUUCCAUCAGAGCAGAGAGAGCUCACCAUAACUGCAGGACAGACAGAAGCCAUUUUGCAAAGUCUGAGACCAGGGACGGAGUAUUCUGUUAGCAUUACUGCUUUAUAUCCCAACAGCAUAGGGGAGACCGUUUCUGGCAGAGACAAAACCUUAAGUCAGCUUUCUAUAUUAAACUUUCGUGUGACGGAAUCUGGUCCUAACUUUCUGAAAUUGGCAUGGACUCCCAGUGGAGCCGAAUCUCCUCGAGGAUACCGGCUCACAUUCUUAACAAGAGGUGAUGGAAGGACAGGAGAAAAAGUACUGGGUGCUGGCGCAGUGUCAGACACCCUUAGUGACCUGAUACCUGACACAGACUAUGUUCUCGCUCUAUACCCUCAAUACCAGAGACAGGCUGGCAGCCCAACCACAAUUUCAGGACGCACACGGCCCAUGGAAGCGGUUCAGGAUUUGGUCAUGCAGAAUGUCAGGUCGCAGAGUAUGACAGCAACAUGGAGAAGUGUCAGAGGUGCCACAGGCUAUCGAAUCUCUUGGGUGUCUCAGUCAGGUGAUGAAGCAAAGGAUUUUGAUGUGGAUGCAAACAUAAACUCGUACUUAAUGCAAAAUCUUCAACCCAAUACGGAAUAUAUUGUGUCUGUCAGUGCCCUGUAUGGUUCCACAGAAGGGCCCGCUGCGCAGACGAGAGUUAAAACAGAGUCAGCAAUAUUCCAGGUACUGAGGACAAUAGCAGAGAGCCCCACAUCCAUUCAGGUGAUUUGGAACGUGAUCCCAGAAGCCAAUGGCUAUAGGCUGGAAUGGAGACGAUCCAGAGCUGGUGCAAAAGCUCCUCAAACAGUAAAUUUGCCCACCAACACCAACUCAUAUCGGAUCACUGGACUGAGACCAGGAACUGAGUAUCAAAUCACAAUUUACACCCUAUACGAUGGAAGAGAGGUGGCCACACCUGCAACAACCUCAUUGACAGACAUAUCAGUUGGCCCCGUGACAAAUUUCCGUUAUCUAGAAGCAACGGGCAGUAGAAUCCGCUUGGCCUGGACCAGAGUAACUGGAGCUACAGAAUACAAAAUUGUAAUCCGCAGUGCUGAUGGAUCCUUUGAACGUACUCAACGAGUACCUGGAAACCAGGAAACGUUGGAAAUUGAUGAUGUUCAAGAGAAAGUGACAUACACUGUUCAGAUAUCUGCAUUAGCUGGCAGGAAUGAGGGAGUGGCAGUUCCCAUCACUGUGACAACUGAAUCUGCGUCUAUCGGCCCUGUAACCAACCUACGAGUACUGGAUAUUAGGAGAGGGCGUGUUCGUCUGUCAUGGAAUGCAGUCCCAAGAGCCACAGAGUACAGGAUCUUCAUCAGGAACUCAGAAGAUCAAAAGGAACAAUCCCAGAUAAUAUCAGGAGAUCAGACCAUCUAUGAGCUGGCCAACAUCCAGGAAGGAGUUACAUAUGUAGUAAGAGUAAUUCCAGUCGUUGGUACAACAGAAGGAAGCCCAGCUACGAUUAAUGUAAAAACAGAAAGAACAGUGGUGGCUGGAGUGACAAAUCUUCGCGUGGUGGAGUCAGGCAUCAAUUCUCUGACAAUUGGUUGGACUGGUGUUGCCAGAGCAACAGGGUAUAAGGUCACAUGGAGGCAGGGAGAUGGUCGUCAGUUCAGCCAAACCCUUCCAGCCGGUACAACAGCUUUUGAGAUCAGAGGUCUUCAAGGAAACUCAGUUUAUGCCAUCGGUGUUUCGACUGUGAUUGGAUCAUCAGAGAGCAAUCCUAUCACAAUUACCGCACGAACAGAUGAUGACUCUGUAGAUCCAGUCUCCAACCUGAGGGUCGUGGACAUUGGAGAAAGUGUAGUCAGAGUGGUGUGGGAUGCCUCACAACGUGCAACUGAAUAUAGGAUUACAUGGAGACGUAGUGAUGGUGCUGAAUUGUCACGAAUAGUUACAAGGGACGUCACAUCCAUUGAAAUUCCAGACCUAGUGACUGGGACUAACUACAUAAUCCAAGUUACAGCUCUGAGAGGAACCAGAGAGAGUAGCUCAGUGUCUGUCACAACACGAACAGGUGUUCAGGAAGUUGGAAGGGUGACCAGUUUGCAGGUUCUGGAGAGCAGAAACAAUGUAUUACGUGUGACAUGGGUUGGAGUUCAAGGGGCCACAUCUUAUAGGAUUUCCUGGAGCCCAACAGAUGGUGGUCCGGAGCUGACACGAGAAGUCCCUGGGAAUACCAACUCCUUUGAAUUGGUCAACCUGGAAAGUGGAGUGAAAUACACGGUGAAAGUAACGGCAUUGAUAGGCAAUCGUGAAGGGAAUCCAGUCAGCACAAGCAUCACAACACCAUUUGAAACAACAGUGUCUUCGGUUAGUAACCUGCGUGUGACGGAUAUCUCAGGACAGCGUAUAAGACUUACCUGGAGUGCUGUGUCAGGAAGUACUGGCUACCGGAUCUACUGGAGACGGGCAGAUGGUGGUCGUGAAACAGUUCGUCUAGUUCCUAGUAAUGCACAAUCCUUUGAGAUCGAGAACCUGCAAGCCGGUGGCCGAUAUGAAUUUCGAGUAGUAACCUUGAUUGGAGAUCGGGAAAGUGAAGCCACAACAAUCCUGGCCAACACUGGAUGUGGUACCGGUCGAACAGACAUUGUCUUCAUGGUCCAUGCAACACGGGACAACGCGUAUAAUGAAGAGGCAGUAAAAGAGUUUCUCUCCAAGUUGGUUUCUUCAGUAGGACAGCUGGGUCCCGAUGCUACACAGGUGGCCUUGGCGGCUUACAGCUUCCGGGCACGUCCAUGGAUCCUCUUAAACCGCUCUAGUGAGCUUACCACCGUCCUGCAACAAAUUCGAAAUAUUCCAUUUGAGGAGCCAAGUGGAACCUCUAUAGGUGCCGCCAUAAACUUUGCAAAGAAUUAUCUGUUUACAACCGCCUAUGGACGGAGAAGGAACGUGCCUGGUGUUUUGGUAAUACUAGCAGAUGGAGCGUCAGGAGAUGAUGUGUUAGAAGCAGCUAAAUCUAUUAAAGAUACAGGUAUACGUGUUAUAGCCGUGGGUAUGAACGGAGCAGACCAAGAGCAGUUACGUCGAAUGGUCACUGGUCAGAGUCCUCGCAAUGUGUUUUACACCAGUGAUACUGCUAACCUGGACAGCCUUCUAGAUGGUGUGUCUGAAGCCAUUUGCACUGUAACCUCGGUGGAGGAACCUUGCACAGUUCAGUGUCCUCAGGGUGAAAGGGGCCCUAAAGGAGAAGCAGGUAGUCCUGGUCGCUCAGGAGCCACCGGACCCGCAGGACAACCAGGUCGAGAUGGUGACCGCGGUCCCCAAGGACCUGUUGGACCUCGUGGACCUCCUGGAGACAGCACAGCCUCCAGAGGACAGAAGGGAGAAACUGGAGAGCCAGGUACUGAUGGAAUUCCUGGAAGUCCUGGCCGUCCGGGCACUCCUGGAAAUGCAGGGACUCCGGGGAGUCCAGGUUCACCGGGAAAUAAAGGAGAUACGGGGGAUAGAGGUCCAGCUGGGCCUACCGGACCCAGAGGGGAGAGGGGGCUACCGGGCGAACCAGGUGAAGUAAUAGAUGGCGGGGGAGCUGUUCCAGGGCGAAAAGGAGAACCAGGAAACCCAGGAAUUCCUGGAACACCUGGAACACCAGGGCAAAGAGGCAUUCCUGGAAAUCCAGGUGCACAAGGGCCAGAAGGUCCAAGUGGGCCAACAGGUCUCCCGGGACAGUCUGUGAAGGGAGAGAAAGGAGAACGAGGUGAGAGGGGUCUCCCAGGAACAGUAAAUGGAGUGGCCAGCAAGGGUGAACCUGGAAGUCCAGGCACUCCGGGUAUAAAUGGCGUGCCUGGAGUGAGGGGACCGCCUGGUCUUGCAGGCCCUAAAGGAGAUAAGGGUGACACAGGAGAAGGCUUGCCCGGUCUUGCUGGAAGGACAGGAGAUCCAGGUGAUCGAGGACCUAGAGGACCACCUGGAGAACAAGGUUCCAAAGGUGACCGUGGAAUUCCUGGUCUGGAUGGUGAAAAUGGUGAAAAGGGAGAUCGUGGCCCAUCAGGCUUUCCAGGGCUAAAGGGAAACCCAGGACAAAGUGGUACACCAGGUCCUCCUGGAUUGGCGGGACAACCAGGUGGACCCGGAGCUAGAGGUGAAAAGGGAGAUCCAGGCACUCCCGGGGAACCCGGAAAAUCAACAUUAGGACUCCAGGGAGUGAAAGGUGACAAGGGUGGAGUGGGACCUGCGGGAUCUGAAGGUCCAAAAGGAUCAAUAGGUGACCCAGGAGACAAAGGAGAACGAGGAUCUCCGGGGUAUGGUAUACCUGGGAAGGAUGGGGCAAAAGGAGAACCAGGAGAAAGGGGGAAUGUUGGCCUUCCUGGGAAGUCUGGACCCAAGGGAGACCCAGGUGAUCCAGGACAGAAUGGAGAGCCUGGAAGAACUGGGCCGCCAGGACAGAUAGGUCUUCGUGGCAAGGAAGGAGAACGUGGAGAGAAAGGAGAAGAUGGGACUCCUGGUGAAGCAGGUAUUCCUGGCAAAAAUGGAGAAAGAGGACCUCGGGGUCUUCCAGGUUUGAGGGGCACAGCAGGAGAAAAGGGGGACCCAGGCGAACCUGGCGAAUCUGGAAGGGAUGGCAGCACUGGACCCGCGGGGAGUAAAGGUGACCGAGGUGAUCCCGGGCCACAAGGUGUUCAGGGGAUUCCGGGAAAACCAGGAACCGUUGAAUCUGUGCUUGCUGGCAUGAAGGGAGACAAGGGUGAUGAUGGAGACCCCGGAGAGAACGGUGCAAAAGGACCAAAGGGAGAAGCGGGUACAAGCGGUCUUCCCGGGGAGCGGGGCUUGGAAGGACCAAGGGGCCCUCCAGGGAUUCGGGGGGAACCUGGAGAUCGUGGUACACCAGGUGAAAAAGGAGACCGUGGUACACCUGGAAACGAUGGCAGAAAUGGCUUGGAUGGAAAACCUGGGCAGCCAGGACCAGCGGGGCAGAGAGGAGAUUCUGGUAAACCAGGUGAUCCCGGAAGAGAUGGUCUACAAGGACUACGAGGAGAACAAGGACCUCCAGGACCAGUCGGGCCACUAGGACCACCAGGCGUACCUGGCAAACCUGGGGACGAUGGGAAACCUGGAUUAAAUGGGAAAAAUGCAAAAGAGGGAACUCCUGGAGAAGAUGGAAGAAAGGGUGACAAGGGUGAAUCUGGCUCUCCCGGCAGAGAUGGUCGAGAUGGUUCCAAGGGAGUUCAGGGAGAUAUAGGUCCUAUUGGUCCACCAGGGCCACCUGGUGUUGCAGGACUUCCAGGACAAAUUGGUCCCCCUGGACAGGGAAUACCAGGAAUUGCUGGGCCCAUGGGACUCAAGGGAGACAGAGGGGAACCAGGGUUCAAAGGUGAACAGGGAAGUCCUGGAGCAACAGGUCAGAAAGGGGAGUCAUCAGGCGGUCCUCAAUUCGACAAACUCAUGGCUAGUAAGGCUCCAUUGUUGAAAAAGAUAAUUGAUGACUACGAAGAUACGGGCCUGGUCAUUCCAGAUAAGAAAGUGAAAGGAGAAAGGGGGGAACCAGGAGAGAAGGGGCUACCGGGGAAAGAUGGCACAAUGGGCUUCCCUGGGGAACGAGGACUUAAAGGUGAUAAAGGUGAUCAAGGACUCCCGGGUCCACAAGGUCAAACUGGACGUGCCAUUGGAGAGAGGGGCCCUGAAGGUCUACCUGGACCACCUGGAGACGCAGGAAAACCGGGCAUUCCUGGGGUUCCUGGUAGGAGUGGAGAAACUGGGGAUCAGGGAAAGCCAGGGGAUAAGGGAGACAGAGGAGAUAAAGGUGAACGAGGGGAAAGUGGUAUAGAUGGCUCCAGGGGGCCAACUGGACCACCAGGCCCUAAGGGUGAAGUUAUAGAAGUGAUUGCCAGUGGAUUUCCAGGAGAGAGAGGAUUACAAGGUCAAAAGGGAGCCAAGGGAGAUGCCGGUGCGGAUGGAGAGAAAGGAGCCAAAGGAGAUAAGGGUCCCGAUGGUCCAAAAGGGGAUAGAGGUGACCCCGGUGAGAAAGGCAGAGAUGGAAGUCCAGGUGCUACAGGAGAGAGGGGAUUGGCUGGGCCUGAAGGAAAACCAGGUUUGCCAGGGUUUCCCGGAGUUCUCGGCCGACCGGGCAACCCAGGGGAGCCUGGUGCACAGGGCCCUCCAGGUCUUCAGGGCAUUGCUGGAAUAAAGGGUAAUCCAGGCGAGCCAGGUCCCAGUAUUCGGGGGCCGCCUGGUCCACAGGGCAUUGCUGGGCCCCCAGGACUUCCUGGACCACCAGGGCUGAAUGGACCUCAAGGACCAUCUGGUGUUGCAGGCCAAGCGGGUGAAGCUGGAAAACCUGGUGUUCCUGGGAGAGAUGGCCUACCAGGCAAAGAUGGAGAUCCAGGACUUCCUGGAAAAAUGGGUCUUCCAGGUCUAUCUGGUCCACCAGGUUUCAAAGGAGAAAUUGGAGAAGCAGGAACUCCAGGAGAAUUUGUUGUUGGAGCUCCUGGAAUCAAAGGAGAAAAGGGUGCCCCAGGCGAUCAAGCAGGAGAAAUACAAGGUCUGCCAGGAGAGAAAGGAGACAGAGGGGUACCUGGUGUAAGAGGAGAUAAGGGAGAGUCUGGUAAAAAAGGAGAGACUGGCGAUCCAGGUGAAGAUGGUGCCAAAGGUCCCCCUGGUCCUAGGGGUGAAAAGGGUGCAACUGGAGUAGGCUUGCCUGGACCUCCAGGACAAAUUGGACCCCAAGGUUUAAAGGGAGACGUUGGUUUGCCAGGGUCCCCGGGACCACCAGGCCUGCAAGGAAUUGCAGGUCCAUCUGGUCAACCUGGAUUACGAGGAGAACUUGGACUGGCUGGCCCCCCUGGACCACCCGGAGAGAGGGGUCAAAAUGGAUUCCCUGGCAGAGAAGGAAAUUCAGGACCGCCAGGACCUCCUGGUGCUUCUGGCCCACUGGGGCCUCUGGGACCAUCUGGACUUAAGGGUGAUAAGGGAGAUCCAGGAAUAGGCCAGAUUGGCCUCCGUGGAGAACGGGGAGAUCCAGGCCCAAGGGGUGAGGAAGGCCGUCCAGGGUUAGAAGGAGACCGUGGACCUCCAGGGCCUUCUGGAAACAGAGGAGAACGAGGAGACAAGGGAGACUCGGGUCCAAUGGGAGUAAAAGGAGACAAGGGGGAUACGCUGACCAUUGAAGGACCAUCUGGUCCGAAAGGAAAUAAGGGCGAGCUGGGAGAAAGAGGAGUUAAAGGUUCAGAAGGUGAAAAGGGUGACAAAGGAGACCAGGGUCUGAGCGGAGAAAAGGGAGGCAAAGGUGACCCUGGAGAUAAAGGUGCCACUGGUUUUAUUGGAGCACGAGGUCCCAGCGGUCAAAAGGGAGAAUCCGGUGAACCUGGCUUACCUGGAGAGUCUGGGCUGCCUGGCAAAGAUGGCAUUCUUGGAGGACGUGGAGAAAAAGGAGACCCUGGUUUUAAUGGACAGAGGGGAGCAAAGGGAGACCGUGGUAUAAAAGGACUUUGUGGACAAGAUGGUGAGAAAGGUGACAAGGGUGAUAUUGGCAUGCAUGGCCGUCACGGAGUUCCUGGAAGAAAGGGUGAUGCGGGUGAACCUGGAAUUCCGGGACACGCGGGUUUGCCUGGGAAGGAGGGACUUCCAGGAGCCAAGGGUGAUCGAGGUAUGGAAGGAUUACAAGGAAUUAAAGGAGACCAAGGUGAAAAGGGAGAUAGAGGUGUUGUUGGAUCAGUUGGCCCUGCAGGCCCUAGAGGAAACGAUGGACCGGCUGGACCUGCUGGAAGUCCUGGUCUUGUGGGUUCUAAAGGCCCUGAAGGUCUUCAGGGGCAGAAGGGUGAAAGAGGUCCACCUGGGGAAGCUAUUGUAGGACCACGUGGACUUCCUGGCAUUCCCGGGGAACGAGGAGACCAGGGUCAUGUUGGACCUGAUGGUAACAAAGGAGACAAGGGGUCUCCAGGUAUGACGGAAGAAGAAAUUCGAGGUUUUGUCAAACAAGAAAUGAGCCAACAUUGUGCCUGCGGAGGUCAGUUGAAAUUUCAUGUAACUCCUGUGGGUAACUUCACAAAAGCAUUAGAGUACAUGUGUUCAAUCAGCUGGUUAUAUAGGUUAAAACAAAUCCUGUAAGCUUGCAACAUUCUAAAUGAGCCUAGGUCUUAUAUAAAAGGAUGGGUCCCAGUAAGUUACAUUGUUUGUAUAUUUUACAUGGGACCCUGCAGAAUAUUGACCCUCUUGACCAUCAUGAGAUGAUUUUAGUGCCUGGACCCAGAAGUGCCACUGUCUGCAACAUUCAGCUCCCCAAUAUAAGUUCUACAUUGGUGUUCGGUUCAGUAUGGAAGUGAGUUACGGACAUCAUCAGAGAAAUUCCUCUUUAAGGAAG